Acromyrmex echinatior (Panamanian leafcutter ant) is the source of this 1915-nucleotide messenger RNA. RefSeq names its product fructose-bisphosphate aldolase (gene Ald1). Lineage: Eukaryota; Metazoa; Arthropoda; Insecta; Hymenoptera; Formicidae. The record is from RefSeq and is a predicted model, not a curated record. Gene Ontology annotation, molecular function: fructose-bisphosphate aldolase activity. Gene Ontology annotation, biological process: glycolytic process.
GCUGGCGUAGCCUUUCUCAGUCAUACUCCAACCAUCAGGUGAAUUAUACAGGCGCUCGCGCAGCUUCCACAUACGAAUUUGUUCUCAUUUACAAUUAGAAAAUGGUUGCGGAAAAGUAUAACAAACUUGAACCCGAGCUGAAAGAAGAAUUACGCACGAUUGCCCAGCAGAUCGUGACACCUGGUAGGGGUAUCCUGGCUGCUGAUGAGUCGACUACAACGAUUGGCAAACGUCUUCAAGACAUUAAAGUCGAAAAUACUGAGGAAAAUCGCAAGGCUUACAGACAACUACUUUUCACUACAGCGAAAGAUGUUAUCGGACAGCACAUUUCUGGAGUGAUCCUUUUUCACGAGACUCUCUAUCAAAAGGCCGACGACGGUACGCCGUUCGUUGAGUUACUGAAGCAACGAAAUAUCAUCCCCGGUAUUAAAGUCGAUACAGGUGUUGUUCCGCUCUUUGGUACGAAUGAUGAAUGCACGACCCAAGGUCUCGACGACCUCCAAGCGCGUUGUAUCCAGUAUAAAAAGGAUGGAUGUCACUUCGCUAAGUGGCGAUGCGUAUUGAAGAUCACGAAAGAUACCCCAAGCAAACUCGCCAUUAUGGAGAACGCCAAUGUGUUGGCCCGUUAUGCUUCAAUCUGUCAAAGUGCCAGGAUCGUACCCAUCGUAGAGCCUGAAAUUCUUCCUGACGGUGAUCAUGAUCUCGCCCGUUGUCAACAAGUCACAGAAGAGGUUCUUGCAGCCGUUUACAAGGCACUCUCAGAUCACCAUGUAUACCUCGAAGGAACACUGUUAAAGCCUAACAUGGUGACACCAGGUCAAAACUGUCCAACGAAAGCAACUCCUCAGGAAAUCGGUGCUGCUACGGUGACAGCGCUGUUACGUACCGUGCCACCAGCGGUACCUGGCAUCACUUUUCUCAGCGGUGGUCAAUCUGAAGAGGAGGCAUCAGUCAAUCUUGAUGCUAUUAAUAAAUACCCGGCAAAGAAACCUUGGGCAUUAACUUUCAGUUAUGGACGUGCUCUCCAGGCUUCCGUACUUCGUGCUUGGCAAGGCAAGAUCGACAAGGUCGCUGCCGGACAAGAGGAGUUGCUUAAGAGAGCUAAGGGCGCGCAGUAUGAUUUGAAGAAGGACUCCAACGUCAUCUGUACCGCCUUCUGGGUCUGGCUCGGAAGGUUUUGGCAAGCUCCGCCACCGGCUCCGCGUCGGAGUGUCUUGAUCUCUGGUAUCUUCCUCAGCCAUCUAGCGUACAUGGAGCUUUCUCUUUCCAUAGCUCUUCUCUAAUUUUCGUGCGAUACAGCAAAGCUUAGAACGACAGCGCAUUAUAAAAAUAUACGAAAUUAUAUGACUUGCGUCAGGGCUUCCGGGUGAGGCGGAACCAUAUUAUCGCAUCCUAUUAUCUAUAUGCUUCCCAGCAUAUUAUCGCACCUUCAUCCUUCUCUGCAUAGUGCGAUCUUCUUUCUUCCGAUGGUGGAACAAGAUUACAAAAUAACAAUUCAGCCAUCGAGUACGUCCGUCGAUGAUAUAAGAUCUAAAUGUAAUAUUAACUAAAAGAAAUAAGUUUUUAACAAAUAAAUUAACUAAAUGAAUGAUUAACACGCACGCGCGCCCGUUUGCGCGCUCGCCCUCUGAGCCGAGAAGACGCAAGAUCCCCCCGCAGACGAUCUGCGACAGUGACGGACAAAAAUUGUCAUGUCACAAAGCUUAAGAAGAAAGAUUUAUGUCAAUCUGCAAUUACGUGUAUAUGAAUGCUGUGCGAACUCGGAGUAGUAAACAAAGCAGUAAUUGUGUCUAGCAGUAGGUGUUCGAUUUUGUAAGAGAUGGCAUUGCAACUUCUUAAAUAAGGAUAGUUGUAUGCGUUUGAGUGAGACAAAACGAUAUUGUAAGAAAUGAAUUAAAGAUGUCACUAUUAUCGA